This is a messenger RNA of Hemiscyllium ocellatum (epaulette shark), 1295 nucleotides long. It is a transcript of the gene decr1, whose product is annotated as 2,4-dienoyl CoA reductase 1, mitochondrial. The coding region runs from base 315 to 1184 and encodes 289 amino acids. Gene Ontology annotation, molecular function: 2,4-dienoyl-CoA reductase (NADPH) activity. Gene Ontology annotation, cellular component: mitochondrion. Gene Ontology annotation, biological process: fatty acid beta-oxidation. The record is from RefSeq and is a predicted model, not a curated record. NCBI's taxonomy places the organism in Eukaryota, Metazoa, Chordata, Chondrichthyes, Orectolobiformes, Hemiscylliidae. The transcript is spliced from 11 exons.
AGUAAUGGCUGUUUGUGUCGCUUUGAAGCGGUCAGGAUUGUGGCGCAGGUUUAUUGUGACCGCGGCUCGGUUUAGCCGCACUGAGCGGGUAUGUCCCUUGGAGGGUCUCUAAUAAUUUCUUGGCACAAGUAUCUUUCUAUGUAACUCUUCAACAGCCCAUUUUAUUUUAGAAAUCACUUUCUAAGGAUUCCUUUCUGAUAGCAAGAUGGCUCCUCAGUCACUUCUCAACUCAUGCUAUAUUGAAUUUUUUCAAUCGAGAAGCCAAGAUUCUGUACCAAAGUAAUGACUCUGCUCAAGACAUAAGGCUUUCUCAAAUGGAAACACUGAUGUUGCCUCCUGGAACAUUUCAGGGUAAAGUAGCCUUUAUCACUGGUGGAGGUACUGGACUCGGAAAGGGAAUGGCAACUGCCCUGUCCUCUUUGGGUGCUGAAUGUGUUAUUGCAAGUAGAAAACUAGAUGUUUUGAAGCAAACCGCAGAAGAAAUCUCUUUGCAAACUGGAAACAAGGUUCAUGCAAUUCAGUGUGAUGUGAGAGAUCCAAACGCUGUGAAAUCUACAGUGGAGCAAAUGUCUAAAAUGACAGGACUUCCUGAUGUUAUUAUCAAUAAUGCUGCUGGAAACUUCAUCUCGCCCUCGGAACGUCUUUCUGCUAAUGCUUUUAAAACUAUUGUAGAUAUUGUUCUUAAUGGUACUGCAUAUGUAACUCUAGAAAUUGGAAAAGAAUUGAUUAAAGCCAAAAAAGGUGCAUGUUUCCUGUCUAUUACUACCAUCUACGCAGAGACCGGAUCAGGAUUUGUCAUGCCCAGUGCCUCUGCAAAAGCUGGAGUGGAAGCUAUGAGCAAAUCACUUGCUGGUGAAUGGGGCCGAUAUGGUAUGAGGUUCAAUGUGAUUCAGCCCGGACCUAUUAAAACAAAGGGCGCCUUUAGCCGACUUGACCCAAGUGGUAUGUUUGAGAAAGAAAUGCUGAAAAGAAUUCCAAUGGGCCGCUUUGGUACAGUGAAUGAAAUUGCCAAUCUUGCUACCUACCUUUGCAGUGACUAUGCCAACUGGAUUUCAGGAGCAGUCAUACGCUUUGAUGGUGCUGAAUAUGUUUCCAUAGCUGGUGAAUUUAACAGUCUACAGAAGGUCACUAGUGAACAAUGGGAUAUGCUAGAGUCUCUGAUCAGGAAGACCAAAGGUUCCUAAGUAUGUCAUAAAUCUUGCAAACAGCUGAACAGAGUUUAAACAAAUGUUUGUCAAGUGUUUUUCACCAGGCAUCAUCUUAACUUUAUAAAGUAAAUAAGUUGAUUUGAUUUA